This is a messenger RNA of Vitrella brassicaformis, 3185 nucleotides long. NCBI's taxonomy places the organism in Eukaryota, Vitrellaceae. The record is from the annotation of a GenBank genome assembly.
GUGGUUCUUCCUUAUGGUCUGGAACGUGAUUUGACGGCCCGUUGCACUGCACCUUUGCCGAGCCCCCGACCCCUUCUGCCGUAGAGCCCUCGCCCAUGUCAUUCCACUCGUCCACUGCUCCCGCAGAGUCGGGACACCCGUACCACUCCUCUGCCGUGGCCCCUCAGGCCAGUCUAGCACCGCCUGACAUCGCAUUCUUCGCACAGGAGUCGACAGCCACAGCCGGGAGGAAGAAAAAGAAGAACAACAGUAAGGCCGCCAAGGGGCUUGACGAGAAGAGGCAAUACAAGAGGCGGGGCGUCCCGCAGUUCUUCAACCCCCGCAUCCAGAAGGUCUUCGUUGAUGCGGACGGAUGUAAGCGUACCAGCACGAGAAGGGAAGAAGGAGGGAAGAGGACGCGUGUGAACCUGCGGCGGAGCGGAUGCAUGCAUCUUCUGUGGUGCAGGUUUGCAGCACUUCCACGGUUUGGGGAAGAGCCAGGGUUACGUGAAGGUGGCGCGUAGUCUGUGUGGCGGGGGAACGUUGCUCAAGUGUAGCUGCGAGAGGAUGUGGGGCGUCUGCAGGAGCCAGGUGGAGGGCCACCCCGGACUGCACUCCGUCAUCCGCGGCGCACUCAGGCACACAGACUGUGCCAACUUCCCUCUGGAGGAAUUCUACAGGGAAGGUCGGCCAUGGAUGGGAGGGACAACACACAUGGGCAAGACGAGGUAUGCAUUGCAUUGAUUAAUGUGUGUGUGUAGCUGCGCUGAUGUGGGCCGAGUCGGCUCAGAGCAACCAUGUGCGUCUGCUGCUGGUGACGGCCGAGAGUUUCCUGAGGGACUUCGAGGGGGGCCACCAGGCGUACAUGUUGCUCCUCCCCUGCCCCGAGUGCAGCAGCAUCGUGCGGCCUACAGACGACAUGUCCUGCCCCGUCUGCGACGAACAUGUAAGCCGACAGACGGAAAGAGACGCUGAUAAUCCCCUCCAUCCAUCCAUCCAUCCUCUUCUUCUUUGUCUGCUCCUUCUCUCAGCUGCCGCCUCGCAGUGUGUUCCUCCAGACCGCCAUCCUGAGCACCAACCCUCCCCGGCCGCUCCAAUCGGCCCCGGUUAACACCACACUCCAGCCCGGCCCGGCCCCUGCCCCCCCUGACUCGCCUGCGUCGUCUAGCCCCAGCCACGAGUCACCGUCAUACCCACACCAGCACCAGCAGGGGCCGUACGCGGCCGUUCCGGGUCCGCCAUCGCACAUGGGAUGGGGAGUGGGCGUGGGAGGGCUGCAGGAGGGGGACAUCAAGGGCGAACAUGAGGCGGGACCUAGCAAACGUGAGAAAGACGCCGAGAAACUCAUCCCAUCUGUGUAUGCACGUGUGUGACGCGUGUGCACAUCUUAUCAUCUGCAGGUCUUGCCGGGUGUCCUUGUGACCGAGGUUUGUCGGUGUCUAGCCAGUUGUCGUCUAUCGGAUCCAUAUCCAACAACGCAAGCACUGUGGUCCGUCAUUGAGACACGCACGGCCCCCGAGACCCAUAUGCAUGUUGUGUCCUUGCUUCAGCCGUCGGGAUCUACGAAUUCCGGCGGCCACCCUCAGCCCGACGGAGCGCCGUCACGGCAGCGACUCCUGUACAUCAACCCAGGAACCAUCAACCCAUCUGGGGUGAGCAGAAGACAAGACACACCGGUGUUCUUUUCUCUCUUCACGUCUUCUGUCUGUGUGCAUAUGUGUGUGUGUGUCAGGGCGAGGUAGUGAUAUGUGUGAAGAAGGACAUCAAGCCCGACGCGUAUGACCAGGUGCUCAUCCACCUCGUCUCCACCAACGGACAAGUCGUCACACUCAGGUGAACUAGCCUGACAAAACACCCACCAUUCUAAUGAUGCGACUUUCUCUGUCAUGUCGCCCUCCCUCAGACCCAAGGGCAUCCGUAAGGAGCGCAAGCUGAGCGUGCAGAUCCCCGCCCUGCCCGCGGCAGACUACGACGUCCGGCUGGCGUAUGGGUGCAAGGUGCUGCACGGGGCCAUUCCGCUGGGUGUGCGGGACAACUCGGACUCCGAAGGCUGUAGCGAGGAGGGCGACCGAUUCGUCCCAGACGAGCAGCCGGCGUGCGUGCCUCCUGACCGGUAUCUCUUCUCCCCAUCUGCGUCGGCCCCGUCGUAUGCGGACCCGUCGCGCGUCAAGGCCGAGAUGAUGAGGCCGCCUCCAGUGCCUUUGGGCGUCCUGAACAUCCCUCCUCCCUCCCACUGGCCCCACCCGGCCCCCCACAUCGCAACCCACGGCCCAAUGGGUGAGGAGAUGGACUCCAAGCCGCCGAGGCUCGACCUCUCGUCCGAGUCGAGCAAUGAGCCCACACCGAAGAUGGCGAAUGCGCGGAGCAUGAUGCCCAUGCAGCGCAGGGCUUUCCGGCCGUGGGUAGGAGGGACGUCGGGGAUGCCUCCGGGCAUGGUUGAGGGUGCUCGUGCCGUCAUGGAAGAGCUCAAGAGGGAGGGGUUCCUGGGGAUAGAGGGAAUGGGGCUGCACCAGGGGGGACGCAACAGCGCUGAGGACGACUUCGAACGGAGUGAGCGGCCCACAAUAAGACACACACGCGACAGCCAUCUGCAUGUGCCAUUGCCCUUGUGUGUGUUUUCAGGUGUGUGGCGGAGUGCGUCCGAAGGGUACCAGCACGACGCCCACUCCAUGCAGUGUGACGAUCCCGAGCCGAUGGGGCUGCAGCCAGACGCCGCGAUGCUGCCGAACCUACCCCCACCACCGUCCCUCUUCGACCCACACGCAGCCCCAUUUGGCCUCCCGCCGCUGAAUGACAUGGACUGCAGCUGACGGGAUUUUUCCCGUUGCUGCAGUGAGGCCAAGACACACCUCGGCAGCUGAGUCUGUCGUGAGUGGGGUUAACUGCAUCGAUGUUGUCUUUUGAUAUGACUGUGAAUUGCUCGCGGCUAAGUCGUCUCGCCGAAGCCUUAGCCUUCGGAUUGCCUUUUCUUUCUGCCAUACCGUGUGUGUGAAGGGCUGGGGACGGUGGGGAGGAGAUGGUCUCAGAGAGACGAAUGCACGGCUGCGUGUAAGUAGAUAAAGCACAACAGACUGUAGUGGGCAAGGUGCAUAAGGGUGGCUGGCAGAGACCGCUGCACGAAUCGCAUAAGCUGCUGAACAAGGGAACCGAGUGGCAGGAAGCUGCAGGAUACACUGCACGCAUCUUGACAACCGUUAAUUUCACUG